AUGCCUUCUGGGACCCCAUUCAUUUGUUAUUCCUUUUUGAAUUCCUUUCUUUCCUUAUGCCUCCCAGACCCCUUUCAUUUCAUAUUCUUUCCGGAAACCCUUUCUAUCCGUAUGCCUUCUGGGACCCCAUUCAUUUGUUAUUCCUUUGAGAAUUCCUUUCUUUCCUUAUGCCUCCCAGAGCCCCUUACUUUUGAUAUUCGUUUUGGAAACCCUUUCUAUCCGUAUUCCUUCUGGGACCCCAUUCAUUUGUUAUUCCUUUGUGAAAUCCUUUCAUUCCUUAACACUUUUCAUUUGAUUUUAUUUACGGAAAACCAUUCUAUCCGUAGGCUUUCUGGGACACCAUUUACUUGUUAUUCCUUCGUGAAUUCUUUUCUUUCCUUAUGCCUCUCAGACACCCUUUCAUUUGAUAUUCUUUUCGGAAACACUUUCUAUCCAUAUGCCUUCUGGGACCCCAUUCAUUUGUUAUUCCUUUGUGAAUUCCUUUCUUUCCUCAUGCCUCCAGACCACCCUUCAUUUGAUAUUCGUUUCGGAAACCCUUUCUAUCCGUAUGCCUUCUGGGACCCCAUUCAUUUGUUAUACCUUUGUGAAUUCCUUUCUUUCCUAGUGCCUCCCAGACCCCCUUUCAUUUGA
Molecule: messenger RNA, 630 nt
Organism: Acanthosepion pharaonis
Lineage: Eukaryota; Metazoa; Mollusca; Cephalopoda; Sepiida; Sepiidae
Source: the annotation of a GenBank genome assembly